GCUCCACCGGCGCAGACCCCCACUACGAGAGGGUCUUCCUGUUGGACCCACAGUACCAGAACCCGGCGGUGCUGAGGAACAAGCUGCCCGAGCUGUCGCAGAGCGCCGAGGCCUCAGCAUGUGGCGGAGGAUACGCUGAGCCUGACGUCACCCAGUGCACACCGCACCAGUGUUUCCAUAACAACGCGCCGCACUACGCUGAGACGGACAUUGUGCGGCUGCAGGGCGUCACCGGCAGCAACAUGUACGCCGUCCCCGCUCUCACCGUGGACUCUCUCACCCGGAAGGACAUCUCGGCUGCCGAGUUCCCACGGCAACAGCUGAUCUUCAGGGAGAAGCUGGGGGAGGGUCAGUUUGGAGAGGUCCACCUGUGUGAGGCUGAGGCACUCCCAGAAUUCCUCGGGGAGGGGUCGCCCCUCCCUGAACGAGACGGCCACUCGGUGCUUGUGGCCGUUAAACAGCUGAGGGCCGACGCCACCAGCCAAGCCAGGAACGACUUCCUGAAGGAGAUAAAGAUCAUGUCUCGUCUGAAUGACCCCAACAUCAUCCGGCUGCUGUGUGUGUGCGUGUCGUCAGACCCGCUGUGCAUGGUGACCGAAUACAUGGAGAACGGAGACCUCAACAUGUUUCUGUCACAGCGAGAGAUCGAGAGCACACUGACACAUGCCAACAACAUCCCUUCAGUCAGUCUGUCCGACCUCCUCCACAUGUCGGUGCAGAUCUCGUCGGGGAUGAAGUAUCUGGCAUCUCUGAACUUCGUGCAUCGAGACCUGGCCACGAGAAACUGCCUGCUGGACCGGCGCCUCACCAUCAAGAUCGCCGACUUCGGGAUGAGCCGAAACCUAUACAGCAGUGACUACUACCGCAUCCAGGGCCGGGCGGUGCUGCCCAUACGAUGGAUGGCGUGGGAGAGCAUCCUACUGGGUAAGUUCACCACGGCCAGCGACGUGUGGGCGUUCGGUGUCACCCUGUGGGAAAUCUUCACCCUGUGCAAGGAGCAGCCGUACAGCCUGCUGUCUGACGAACAGGUCAUCGAGAACACUGGCGAGUUCUUCAGGAACCAGGGCAGACAGAUUUUUCUCUACACCCCGCCUCUCUGCCCACCUUCUCUCUUUGAGCUGAUGAUGCGUUGUUGGAGUCGAGAUAUCCCCAACCGACCGUCCUUCGAGGGACUUUACCAAGCCCUGAGGCCCCACGUCAACCAGUGAGCCGAGGCCACUGGGAUGUACCGCUCUGGCUUUCCUCCGCAAAGCAUUUGUUUGUAUCUGGACUCCUGGAAAACGACAGACUGACGUGAAAUGAGAGCGAGUCUCAGUCAGAGGAAAGUGACGGAGCCACAGGUUGGUUUGCUUUGUGGGAAUGGCUGAGAGACAAGAUGGAGAUGGGAAGGGGAUGAAAAGGCUGGUCGACUCAGAGGAGGAACGUUUCACCAGAUCAGAACCUUUCAGUCGUAGUGAACAAAGAUUUUUAAGCUUUCCACAGAUUUCUGUCAAAGUCAGUUUCAAAGUUUCAUCCAUCUCAAGCCUCUUUGACCAAAAUAUCUUGUCGGACCUUUUGACAAAUCUUCUUUUCUUGUUGUUGUGGUGCCAAAGGUGCCUUAGACUUUAUUUCCCUCCUCUUCAGUCCUGGUAGUGUCUCCUGUCCCUGUGGUUUUUAUUAUUAUUGUAAAGCACUGUGUCUGUGUCUCAGUUAUUCGUGUUCAUAUAUUAACCCACACUGGAGCUAGGGUUAGGGUGAAGUUGUAGUGUAGGAUUUUAUUUUUUAAGAUUUUUAUUCAGUUUCAUUGUUUUCUUGGUUUAUUGUAUUUUCACGUGUUUUUUGUGGAUGUUGUCCAGCUGAGGUCGAUCAGUGUCACACGGCUGCAGUGAAACCUGCGUCAGUCACUGUGGCUCGUGAGGGAAAGAAAGACAAGAGGAGGUUAAAACCAAAUAAGAUAAAAAUGACUGAGAUAAUGAACAAAGAUUGUUAAUGUUAAAACGAUUGAAUUAUUCUGGUAAAAUUAUAAAACUCAUCCAUAUAAAAUUUUUUAUUAAUGACAUCUAAACUUGAUGUUUUUAUCCAAAGUGAUGACAUUUGAAGGAGGUGAGUUCACCUUCCAGUGCAAAUCACAACUCUGGUUCUGAAAAUGUGGAGGAAUCAAACUUUAUGUAAAUAUCGUAAUGUCAAGGUAUCAAUUCAUCUCUGUCUGUUUGUGGAUCUUAAAACACGAAUGUUGGAGUCCAUCAGCCUCAUGGUUGAGUUAGCUUGUGGUUUGUGUUAGCCAGCUAGCCACAGAUCAUUAAGACAGAAACAAAUUAAAAUGGCAAAUAAAAUGAUGUUGUUAGUUUGCAUAACUGCAGUUGGUUAAUAACUUGUUCGCUGGGGACAAGAUUUACUUCAGUGUCAGAUAUAUGCAAGCUAACUACAUCGGCUAACUAACCGGCAGGUUAAGGUUCAGCGAGGUAUAAAUUAGGUUAUAAGACUUUAGGGUUCGUUCCAGAAACAGUGGAGGUGUUGGUUAACCCAUCACUAGUUUUCUUGCCCUCCCCCACGUUGACAGUAUCAUAGUUAGACUAAGUUUGGUGUUAUUUUACUGCUGCAGCCAAUCCAACCACAUUGAGGUCAAGUUUCGACAACUGGAGAUGAAGCAUUAUGUCCAUCGUAGCCUGAACGUAGCAGAACUACUGUGUUAGAACGGGACCCUGGGAUCUGAGGGCCUGAGGAGCUGAUCCACCUGAAACAGAUGAAGAUCUCACCCGUCGCUCUCUUCAUCAACCAGCCAAUCACUGCUGCACCUUCAGGCCUGACACUCUCAAGGAGGAGAUUUCAGAAAAUACAGAAUCCUUCUCUAAAUCAGCCGCGAUGACCCGUCAACAAGGUGUUUCUUCAAAUCUAUGUUAAUCUGCUCUGCAUAACAUUUGAAAGAGUUGUUGAUGCAGAGAAAGAGGUGAUGGAGAUGUUACACACACGAACCGCACGAUUUACCUUUUUAUUAAGCUUUAAACAAGUUAAACCAAAGGCUCAACAUUCUACUACAGAACAUUGUUCUGUCGAUCAACAACAAAUCAUCUCUGUUGAUCUGACGUAUGAGCUAAAAACAGGAAACGCUACCUUUGCUUUUCAGCGUCAGCUGUAACUGUUCCACACACAUGGUUCCACAGUAACGAGACCGGAGUCCAUACUAAUAUGUAUUUAACACACUGAGCUUAUUGUGCCAUUAGCAAUAAUGGAGCUAGUGUUAGCUGGUUUUAGCUAAAUGCUAACAGUUAGACUGGAUAGCUCUUCAUGUUAGCAGACCUGCUACACUGACAGUUUUACCAUAAUUUCCCACUUUUCAAAAGCAUUUAAGUUGUAACUUGAACUUUAAUAGAUAUCGUACGUAUUGAACAAGCAUGGCAUUUAUUGGCUAACUGUUUUCAAUGUUUUGUUGCUAAUGUUUUAGUUUUGUUAUUGAUUAAACAGCUGGAAUCUCAGCAGCUGUAUCCACUGAUAUGAUGACACUGUGUACGGUUGACGUUAAACACAUGGCAGAUUUUCUUUAGCUUCCCUUCCACAUGACUUUCACACGGCAUAAGCUAACAUGGAGAGCUAGCAUGUUAGCAGUUCGUUUGGUAACCAAUUAGCGUGUUUCCGGUGUGAUGAAAUCU
Molecule: messenger RNA, 3626 nt
Organism: Paralichthys olivaceus (Japanese flounder)
Lineage: Eukaryota; Metazoa; Chordata; Actinopteri; Pleuronectiformes; Paralichthyidae
Source: RefSeq, a predicted model, not a curated record